This is a messenger RNA of Desarmillaria tabescens, 2028 nucleotides long. RefSeq names its product cytochrome P450. The record is from RefSeq and is a predicted model, not a curated record. The transcript is spliced from 11 exons. NCBI's taxonomy places the organism in Eukaryota, Fungi, Basidiomycota, Agaricomycetes, Agaricales, Physalacriaceae. Gene Ontology annotation, molecular function: steroid hydroxylase activity; iron ion binding; heme binding. The coding region runs from base 1 to 2028 and encodes 675 amino acids.
AUGUCUAUAAUCUCCAUUCCAGUUAACCGAAUAUUAUUUGCAACAUAUACACCUGUUGCAGCGAUGGUUUUGAUGCUAUGGGACCAUUGCCUGACAUUUGGUGAAGAAGUAGCAACAAUGUGGGGUCCUCCGAACGAGCGCACUCUUACAAAAGUUAUCUACAUACUGAAUCGCUACUUUACGGAAGCAGUAUUGAUAUACCGUCUUUAUGUGACCACUAAACUAGCACAAUCUGCCGAUAGCGAGGCCGUAGUUUGGCUUACUAACAUAUCUGCUGUUAUCAUUGCUAGUAUUUCGCAAUCCGAAUCCCCGAACCUUUGUGCCAUUGAAAGAAUACCUACGACAGUAGCUUGCUCAUUAGGUGUCUUGUUGCUCUUCUAUGUCCUCGUGAUCUUUAUGACCAUAUACAAUGCCCUGGAAAGGCCGCGUCGUUCCGAAAAUGAACUCUUAAAUUCGCUGAAGUGUGACGGCGGCUGUAUCUACGUGUACGCAGUAACAAUCCUUCUUUUCGGCAUCAAUCUGACAGUUAUUUAUAGUGCUAUGGCUGUUACUUCUGGUGUGUUCUGUUACAAUAGAGGUCAUAAGCUCACUUUUCAACUCAGCAUUCAACGGAUGACACGAAACAAAGGCGACAGAGAGGACUUGGAAGCGACGGGAAGCGACGAAACUGCCACGGUCCACAGGAUCAAGAUCAUGAGAGACAGGGGGGGGGGUCCAACGCCUGUAGGUCUAGCCAUAGUCAAGUUUAGCGUGGGCACGCAGAACAUAGUCGUCAUAUCCGAAAGGACUUUGUUGAAAGCAAUGUUCGCGAACCGAAGUAAAUCCCUGGGUGCCAAGAAGGUCCAUGCUCGGAUUUUCCUUGCGUUGGGAAUCCAUUGCGCUCUUGAUGAGCUUGAUGCUCCGCUCCAUGGUCAUUUUCUUCCGUCGCUAGACUACCUCUUUUCGAAGAGGGUUAUAGCGAAAGACAUGAAGCACCCAUUUCAUCGCAGGCUACACGUUCGUUUCCAGAAUCUUGAAAAUAUGACACGCUCUUUUACUCUUUCAGAACUCAUCGCUUACACGAUAUAUGAGCCACUCACCAUCGCGUUCUUUGGACCUUCCUUUCCUCUUAAUACCUACACCGACUAUCAUACUCUCGAUGCUGCCUUAUUAACCCUGAUGGGUCCUCUGUCCUUUACUGCGAGAUCAGGGAUCCGCGCGCGUGAUAGACUUCUAGAUAUCUUCAUGUCAUAUAUUCAAGACAGAGAUAAAGGCGAUGACAAAGAUUUCGAAGGAGAAGCACUAUCGCAUACGCUGAAUUCGGUCCGUAGCGGGUCCCUAUCCAUUAGAGAUCAAGCUGCCUGCCUGCUGGGACUGCACUGGUCCCUUCAUACCAACCUGCAUCGCUCUAUGUUUUGGACGGUCGCAUUCAUUUUGCAAGAUCGCACUGCGUUAGAAUGUCUGCGUGCUGAAAUUCACGAGACGAUCACGAAAAGAUACGGAGGAAGUCUGGAUGCAUUAAUGGAGGAGACUUCUCUACUUCCGGAAUUUCCGCUCACCGACUCGGCCAUCAAAGAAAGUCUUCGGAUGGCCGGACUGUCUAGCUCGCUGAGAGAGGUCGAGUUCGACACAAACAUCACUUCGGGGAAUUCUUCCUUCGUAAUUCGGCGGGGUGAUUAUGUGUUCGGUGAUACCAGGGCGAUUCACGUCGAUGAUUCCGUCUAUCCCGACGCUGCGACCUAUAAAGUUGAUCGGUUUUUAGCAGGAGGGAGGGCGCCGAAUACUCUCACUUGGGGAAGUGGGGAGCACAUUGUGAGGUUAUUGUCUGCCACCGAAAUUCUAUCUGAGACAUUACAGUGCAAGGGAAGAUUUCUAGCCCAAUAUACCAUGAAGCUGUGGUUGAUUAUGCUCCUCGAAAUGUACGAUAUCUCCACCGAAUCUAGCGUCCCGGAAAUGGAUCCAAAAAGCUGGAGCGCCAUCGCGGAUCCUCUUGGUGACAUGAUAGUUUGCCCUCGCCGACGGGAUAACAAGUUUUGGAACAAUGCUUGA